Molecule: messenger RNA, 807 nt
Organism: Perkinsus marinus ATCC 50983
Lineage: Eukaryota; Perkinsozoa; Perkinsida; Perkinsidae
Product: cyclase-associated protein, putative
Exons: 9
Coding region: 1-783 (260 amino acids)
Biological process (GO): regulation of adenylate cyclase activity; cytoskeleton organization
Cellular component (GO): cytoplasm
Molecular function (GO): actin binding; adenylate cyclase binding
Source: RefSeq, a predicted model, not a curated record
AUGGCAGUAAGAAUCAGUACUGUGAAAUCCUCAUCAACGCUCGUUGUUGUAGCCUCCCUCCUUCCUCCCCCUCCCACUGCCCAGCCAGGUGGUAUGGCUGCUGUAUUUGCUGAUAUCCGGAAGAUGGGGACUGAAGGUAAGAGCCUGAAGCAUGUCACGGCGGAUAUGAAGACUAAGAACAACAAACCUCAUGUGUCCGAGAAAUAUCUUACGGCGGUCAAUGGUGAGAGUAGUGGUACGAAGCGUAAGGCGGGAGUGACUAAUGCAAUGGUCCCAACCAAGAGCCCACGUUGCGAGAUAGUGAGGGAUAACUGGGUGGUCGAGAACUAUCAUAACGAAGCAGAUGUAUUGGAGCUGCCUCAUGUCACUAUGAAGCAGCUAGUCUACAUAUCCAGCUGUAGUAAUUCAAGUAUUCAUAUACCUACAAAGUGUAAGUCGGUGUGUGUUGAUGGGUCCAAGAAUGUAAGGCUCAUCCUUGAGAGCGUUAUAUCCUCUGUAGAGCUCGUGAACUGUGAGAGCUGCCGUGUCCAGACCAUAGGCCAUGUACCCUGCAUCAGCAUCGAUAAAUGCUCAGGGGUACAGCUGUACCUGUCUAAGGCUUCCUUGGACUGUACUAUCACCACCAGCAAGAGUUCUGAGAUGAAUCUCAAUAUUCCAAUAUCCGAUGAUGGUGACUAUAAGGAGAUGCCAAUACCCGAGCAGUUUGUCCACAAAUUGGUGAAUGUUGAGGAGCAACCUGCUACGGCCAAGCUACACAGUGCUGUGUCCGACCUGUACGCGUGAUGAUGAUGUCCUCCAUUAAUUCUC